Hydatigera taeniaeformis is the source of this 1074-nucleotide messenger RNA. NCBI's taxonomy places the organism in Eukaryota, Metazoa, Platyhelminthes, Cestoda, Cyclophyllidea, Taeniidae. The record is from the annotation of a GenBank genome assembly.
AUGGUUUACAGUUAUUUGGCAAGCGAUUGUGUCAAAGUUCUACGCGGAGUAUGCAGCGUCUUGAGUACGGCAGUAUCUAUCCAGGCAGACGAAGUACGGAUAUUUUUGGAACUCGUUGGUGCACGUGAUUGCAUUCGGGGUGUUGGACAGCUUCGCCCUGUCACUGCUUGCGACAUCAAAAGACGCAGUUAUCCUCGCAAAGGCUCCAGCUGUACCAAUUCCCUUGAUUCCUUAAUCAAAAUUCGGAGUUUCUCUACAUCUAUUAAAGCAUCUUCUGAAUCUCCUCCGGCAAAGAAGACGCUAUCGUCCUCUAGAGAACGACAUGUUCCCUCAACUCGAAUUGGUAGAGCUGUCGGUUUUGGAAGGCUUGGAGCGGCAACCGAAUAUGCUAAACGUUCCAUUGGCGCUUCUGACAAAAAUGAAGAAUCCAAUAUCUUCUUAAAUGAUGCUAAUUUGGAGCGAAUCGUUGAUACGCUGUGUCGUAUGCGCGGAGCAGCUCUCAAAUUGGGUCAAAUGCUUAGCAUUCAAGAUAGCUCACUUGUAAGUCCGAAAGUGCAAAAAAUUUUUGAACGUGUUCGACAGUCGGCGGAUUUCAUGCCAACGUCGCAGAUGUAUCAAGUGGUAGAUGCCGAACUGGGAACUAAUUGGAGGGAGAAAUUGGCUUCAUUUGAUGCAAAACCUUUCGCUGCAGCCAGCAUUGGUCAAGUUCAUCUCGCUCUCCUCCCAGAUGGAAGGCGGUUGGCCAUGAAGGUUCAGUAUCCUGGGGUGGGAAAAAGCAUCGAGACUGACGUAGCUAACAUAACAAUGAUUCUUAAACGCUUCAAUUUCUUGCCUCGCGGUUUGUUUGCUGAAUCAGCGAUCCGUACCGCCAAGAGAGAACUUAAGUGGGAGUGCGAUUAUAUGCGUGAGGCCUCCUAUGCUGAGAAAUUUGCUCGUCUUCUUAUCAACGACCCCGUAUUCUUGGUGCCCAAAGUCUUUCACGACUUUUCCACUCAGAAGGUACUUACAAUGGAGUAUUUUGAGGGUCUUGUCCUUGAUGACUGUAUCUCGUUAUCUCAGGAUGUUCGAAAUUGG